CGAAGAUGUUCAGUUGAUAUUCGUCAUUUAUACUAGCACAUACUGGCGUAAAUUAUACCACAAAAUAUGGAUAUCAUGGAAUUAGGAAAGAGUGGAAACAGCAACUUGGCCUAUCGCGGUCUGAGUUCUCAGAUUGAUUUCGAUGUGAUACCUAGUCCUGACGGUCUCUUCAUCCUGGAGGACUUGAUCGGGGAAGGUACCUACGGUGAAGUCUAUGCCGCUCGGGAUCAAACGAAUAACACACGAGUGGCUAUUAAAAUACUGGAAAAUAUUGCUGACAAUAUCGAGGAAAUCGAGGAGGAAUAUCUGAUUCUUCGAGACUUGAGCCCUCAUUCAAAUAUUCCCCUAUUCUACGGUUUAUUCAUGAAUCGAGGGAGUGUUGGACAUGACGAGGAUCAACUUUGGUUCGCCAUGGAGCUAUGCACAGGUGGUGCCGUUACGGAUCUGGUCCAAGGGCUGAAGAAGCGAGGAAGCCGUUUGACUGAUAAUCAAAUAGCUUAUAUAAUCCGAGAAACCGUCGAGGCGCUUGUCUAUUUGCAUACCAAUCACUGCAUGCAUAGAGACGUUAAAGGCCACAAUAUUCUCUUGACCGAAGAAGCAAAUAUCAAAUUGGUGGAUUUUGGUGUGUCCUCCCACUUGGCUAUGACACUCGCCAGGAAGAAUACCUCCGUUGGUACUCCAUAUUGGAUGGCACCAGAGGUAAUUGCGUGCGAACAACAAUUGGAUUCGUCGUAUGAUUGUCGUUGCGACGUCUGGUCAGUGGGAAUAACAACCAUCGAAUUAGCCGAGGGUGACCCACCCCUAGCCGAGCUACACCCUAUGCGAGCCCUCUUUCAAAUUCCCCGAAAUCCACCCCCGAGACUAAAAAAUCCGGAGCUCCAUCUUCCAGAAAUGUCGGAUUUCAUUGGCGAGUGUCUUGUCAAAGAUCUGGAGCAUCGACCCUUCGCCAGCGAACUCCAAGAGCAUCCACUCCUCAAGUCUGUUGAUUGUUUUAAUGGGCAAGUGAGAGAGGAACUUCAAAAGGAAAUUCGAAGGCAGAGAAGCGAGGGGCGGAUACACCGACAGCCAGAAAUAACUACCAAACACGGAAAAUUGAAGAGCGAUAGAAAGGCAGUGGCUAAAAAAAUUUAUUUCGAUGAUCUUGCUGCCCUUGAUGCCCUUUCCGAGAACAGCAUUGUUCAACAGCUCGAGCAUAGGUACACCGAGGGUCAAAUAUACACGUACAUAGGGGAUAUCCUGGUGGCAGUGAAUCCGUUCACCAACCUGGGCCUCUACACCGGAAUAGAACAACGUCGGUACAAAGGUCAAGCCCGUUCUGACAAUCCCCCUCAUAUUUUUGCUGUUGCGGAUGCUGCAUAUCAGGCCCUUCUCCACCAACGUCAAAAUCAAUCAAUAAUAAUAAGCGGUGAAUCUGGCGCGGGUAAAACCGAGAGCGCUAAUUUAUUACUGAAGCAAUUGGUUUACUUGAGCAAAGCACCUAACAGAAAUCUCGAGGAGCAAAUACUACAGAUAAAUCCCAUAAUGGAAGCAUUUGGCAAUGCUACAACCGGUAUCAAUGCCAACUCCUCCAGAUUCGGAAAGUACUUGGAUUUAACCAUGACAAGGGGUGGAAAAGUCACUGGGGCUAGAAUUGCUGUUUAUCUUUUGGAGCAGUCGCGUGUUGUUGCACAAGCGGCGGGAGAGCGAAAUUUUCACAUCUUUUACUAUAUGUAUGAUGGUCUCGACGCGGACAAUCGCUUGGAGGAAUUUCACCUUGAUUACCUUCUCCGAAGCAAUCACCGUUAUUUAACCGAUAAUAGCUGUGCGAGCAAAGCGCAUAUUGAUAAAUUUUACGAAAUUAAAAAUGGAUUUAAAGUUCUGGGAUUCAGGGACACCGAAGUGGAUACUGUCUACGCUGUACUUGCGGCUAUUCUACAUUUGGGGGAUAUAGAGUUCGAGGAGGCCGCUGGAGAGGACAACACUGAUAAUAAAAGCGUUGUCGUGAACAAAGAUCCACUGAAUCGAGUUUCUCAUCUUUUGGGAAUCGAGAGAAUGGAUCUGAUGGAAGCAUUGACAUCUAAUUCUGUCGUAACGAGAGGUGAAACAAUUACACGUAAUAAUACAGUGGAUGAGUCAUGUGCAGCACGUGACGCAAUGGCCAAAGGAUUGUACGGUCGUUUGUUUGAUUGGAUGGUCAAUCAGAUAAAUUGCCUCCUGAGUUUCAAUAGGUCACCGAAAUACGAACCCUUAGCCAUUGGCCUACUCGACAUAUUUGGUUUUGAAAAUUUUCCGCGAAAUUCGUUUGAACAAUUGUGCAUUAACAUCGCCAAUGAGCAAAUACAAUACUAUUUCAAUCAGCAUAUAUUCACGUGGGAGCAGCAGGAGUACAUGGCUGAGGGAAUACCUGUCGAUCUAGUUGAAUUCUCGGAUAAUAGACCUGUAUUGGAUAUGUUACUCAGCAAGCCAAUGGGAUUGUUGGCGCUAUUGGAUGAGGAGAGUCGAUUCCCAAGGGCUAAUGAUCGAUCAUUAAUUGAGAAAUUCCACAGUAACAUAAAAUCCAAGUUCUACGUCCGUCCAAAAUCAGACGCAGCGUGUUUCGCAAUUCAUCAUUUCGCGGGGCGUGUUGUAUACCAGGCCGAGGGAUUUCUGUCCAAGAAUCGCAACUUCCUCCCCCCAGAGGUAAUCCAACUGGUCAGACAAUCGCAAUCAGACAUGGUGAGAUUUUUAUUCCAAUGCCCAAUCACGAAAACCGGCAAUCUGUAUUCAGCACUACGUGACACAGGCACACGUAAUUCCACGCAUUCCAAUCAUGACACAAAGGAGAAAUACUCAAGCCGAGGAUUGGCCUCCCAAUCAAGGGCCCAGCAGACAGUGGCAACAUACUUCAGAUACUCUCUAAUGGAUCUCCUCCAGAAGAUGGUAACAGGUUGUCCCCAAUUCGUAAGAUGUAUAAAACCAAACGAAACAACGAGCCCGAGAUACUUUGACAAAGAAAAAGUGGUGAAGCAGUUGAGAUACACGGGAGUUCUAGAGACGAUAAGAAUCCGUCAAAACGGUUUCUCCCACCGGAUUCCAUUCAACGACUUCCUCAAGAGAUACUGCUUCCUGGCAUUUGGCUAUGAUGAAAAAGUUGUCGCCAACAGUGACAACUGUCGACUUCUCCUAAUUCGCCUCAAAAUGGACGGUUGGGCCCUGGGCAAAACCAAAGUCUUUCUCAAAUACUAUCACGUCGAGUUUUUAUCGAAAAUGUACGAGGAGCAGAUAAGAAAAAUCGUCAUGGUGCAAGCAUCAGUGAGACGUUGGCUGGCAAAGAUUUACUAUAAAAAACAAAAGUGGCAGUUGGCUUGCUCGGUUGUGACCCUCCAGCGGCACAUUCGAGGCUGGUUAUCGAGAAAGAGAAUGAAUUCAAAAGCCCUGCAUCGAAGCCUGUCUACUCUACCAUCACCCUUGGAUGAGAUCCAAGCUGAGGAAAAGCUCAAUGAGAUGCUCCGGAGCCGGAAAAUGUCGCAGGAUGCUUUGGCUCAUCAAAUUGCCAAAUUGUCAGCUAGCGUUGACAAGGGUGAUAUCAAUGAGGAUGACGCUGCUGUCAUCAUCCAGAGUUUCUUCCGGGGCUACACCAUCAGGAAGCGUUUCGGCUAUCAGUUGGAAGAGCGAUUCAAGGAAAUUCUCAAUAAAUAUAAUAGCAAGCAAGAGGCACGGGAGGCGCUCAUUCGCGAAGGAGUGAGGAAUGAGGAUGCUAUAUUCAUUGUUCACAGAUGGUACAAAAAGGAGAUGAGAGUGAUGAAACCGAGCAACGAACCCCAUCCUAAACUUCGCCAAGCAGAUCUUAUUCAAUUUUCUCAUGAUGUCCACAUGAAGAAUCAGGAAAUGCACAAAUAUUUGAGGAGGAACAAACCAGGUAUCAGAUUGAACGAUAUUGAUGGAUCCCCCGAGAACUACGAACGCCCUGAGGGAUUUAAACUCGUUCAUGCUGUCAUGAAUUAUCGAAGUGGCAAUCAAAUUGAGAUUGACGAGACGGUGAAGUAUUACAGAGACUUAAAAGAGGAAAUGAGUAGUGGUUCGGAAUUCGAAGAAGACGAAGUUGGCUGGGACUUACCGCUGAUACAGCUGGAAAAUGACCUUCAUCCAUCAGCGAGUCGCAACGAUCAGGGCCGUGUUCUAGAGGUGAGCACCGAGAGGCAGGACAGGCUUCUUGCCCAAGGCGACUACGUUUUAGCACCGGAACAUCAACUAUCCGACAUUUGGCACAAAGCCUUGAGACAGCCAGACUCAAAAACCGGAAAAGAACAAUCGGAAAAGACACGGAGAGGAAUCAUGGCGAACUUUCAGUACAACGAUUGAUGGAAUGCUCCCCCCUGGCAUGUAGAGGAUUGGCGAAAAUAAACAAAACCCCCGCAACCCUCCACAUAUCUACUCUGCAAUUGAUCUACGGAUCCGAUCAGAGCAUGGAAACACCAGUUUAAAUAACUAGGACUCAAUCAGAUUAGUCUGAGCAUGUAUACACAUUUAUUUAGUUCCGUAAUAGUUAAUAGUGUUACUAAAGACAUGAUUCUCAUUCUGACUUCAUCUAUGUAUGUCUUAAAAAAUAAAAAAA
Fopius arisanus is the source of this 4573-nucleotide messenger RNA. Its product is annotated as myosin-IIIb. The record is from RefSeq and is a predicted model, not a curated record. Gene Ontology annotation, biological process: peptidyl-serine phosphorylation; regulation of actin filament length. Gene Ontology annotation, molecular function: microfilament motor activity; protein binding; protein serine/threonine kinase activity. Lineage: Eukaryota; Metazoa; Arthropoda; Insecta; Hymenoptera; Braconidae. Gene Ontology annotation, cellular component: myosin complex. Bases 67 to 4320 code for a protein of 1417 amino acids. The transcript is spliced from 16 exons.